Alternaria rosae is the source of this 1472-nucleotide messenger RNA. RefSeq lists its product as uncharacterized. Gene Ontology annotation, biological process: secondary metabolic process. The record is from RefSeq and is a predicted model, not a curated record. Lineage: Eukaryota; Fungi; Ascomycota; Dothideomycetes; Pleosporales; Pleosporaceae. The coding region runs from base 225 to 1235 and encodes 336 amino acids. The transcript has a single exon.
UACCCCGCUAGAUUCAGUCCGGCACAAAUAGUCUUGGAUACCUUAACAAACGCUGUCUCCGUCGAUACGGACGAAUAUUGGGACGCACGGUUAAGCUCACAAGACCACAUUCAUAGGCUACAGAUACUUUAUCAACGACAGCCUUCGCGGUUGUUCACGCUUUCUCGUAAGCAUCACAUCCUUUUGUAAAAAAAAAAAUCCACUUCGUUCCAAUUCUCGUCAUCAUGGUUUCUCUUGACAUUGUCCGCGCUCACAACGCCUCGCUCAAAACCCUACCUCCGCAUCAAGUCGCAGUAUUCGUUGGAGGCACAAGUGGGAUAGGCUUCUUCACUGCUCGCGAAUUCGUCCGCACGACCACAUCACCACAUGUCUACUUGAUCGGCCGAAACGCGACAGAAGCCGGCAAGAUCAUGGAUGAGCUCAACUCGAUCAACAGCUCAUCCCAGAUUAGCUUCAUUCAAAAGGACAUCUCGCUUUUGAAGAAUGUGGACCAGGCAUGUAAUGAGAUCAAGGGCAAGGAGAAGCAAGUCAAUAUGCUGUUUAUGACGUGCGGAUACCUCACGAUGAAGGGAAGAGACGAGACAGCCGAAGGACUGGACAGGAAGAUGGCUGUGCAAUAUUACGCACGAAUGCGAUUCAUCUCUCAACUCACACCGCUCCUCAACAAGGCCUCUGAGGCUGGCAACCUGUCUCGCGUGGUCGCUGUCCUGGACCCGCAGGCCGGUUUGAGACUUGGAGGCCUUGACUAUUCCGACCUCUCCCUUAGACAUAACUUCAGUCUCAAGAACGUCCUGCUCCACGCGAGCGCUAUGACGUCUCUCUCCAUGGCUCAUUUGGCAAAUCAGAAUCCAAAGACGAGCUACAUCCACGAAUACCCAUCUGGCGUCGAGACAGGCGUAACGCGUGAACUCUUCGGUCGCUUCAACGAUACUAUCAUGUCUACGCUGGGUGGAAUGUUUCGACGCUUCCUCUUCGUUCCACAAGUAGAAAGCGGCGAGAGACAUUUGUUCGCUGCCACGGCGCCGCGUUACGCCCCCAAAGCGGAUAGCGCCAAGACAGACGUUAUUGGAAGUGAUGGUGUGAAAGGCAGUGGAAGUUAUCUUCUGAACUGGAAUGGGGACAUCCUGGCAGAUACCAAGAAAGCGCAGAAACUGAGGGAGGACGGCGGGAUGGACAAGGUCUGGGGGCAUACACAAGAAGUUAUGGACAAGAUCGAGGAGAGUGGAAGGUUUUGACUUGAGCGGCAAUCUGUUAUUAGAGUUUGAUCGCUGGGCUUGACAUAGGAUGGAGCGGGCCGGGAGAGCAAGCCAUGGGACCAGGACAACUGAAUCGCGCUACGCGUGUGGGGCAUAUCGAUAGGCGCACGUCUUCAAGGUUGCGUGAUGCUGAGACAAUGUUGCUUGACAUGCACGAGGCGCAGUUUGUUGGCGUUGGUGACGUUUCUGCUCUAUCUGGAAUCAGCCAAUCUCAGA